Molecule: messenger RNA, 2544 nt
Organism: Penicillium paradoxum
Lineage: Eukaryota; Fungi; Ascomycota; Eurotiomycetes; Eurotiales; Aspergillaceae
Exons: 1
Coding region: 1-2544 (847 amino acids)
Molecular function (GO): protein binding
Source: RefSeq, a predicted model, not a curated record
AUGCCCCUCUCAGAUCUUCCAGCUGAGCUCAUUGACUUAGUCACCGAAUAUAUCCAGGAGGAGCGCUAUCUCAACUCUUUGGCCCGAACAUGUCAACGGUUACAUCUGCUGCUGAACCCAAUCCUCUAUGAGAGAGCCGUCCGCCUAUCACACGCCUUCCCCCUUGUCUGGGCGGCACAGCAUGACCUUGAAGAAACGGCACGCCAAGCAUCUGAUGCUGGAGCCUCGAAAUACUUUUGUCAAUACAACCUUCGACGAUCGCUCAUAGCGAUUGCGAGGGGAGGCCAUGAAAACAUUGCACGUCUGAUACUGCAGCAAAGCAACCCUAGAAUAAUCAGACAAACGCGGGGUUGCAGGGAAUGUAUAGAAGCGAAUCCUAGGGAUGACUCAAACCAUUUCACCCCACUCAGUUUGGCGGCAGCCCGGGGGGUGGUUGCCAUUUUAAACAUCUUUUUCGCCUAUGGCAUCCCUGACUACCAGGGCGACCCGGGAUCCUUAGUGCUGGCUUGUGUUGCAGCACAAAAUGGCCAUCUGGCUGCUCUGAAGGCUAUAAUCGAUGCAGGCUACUCUUUCAACUACCGGGGAGGGAUACAGACUGAGACACCACUACAUGCUGCGUGCCGCCAAGGGCAUACAGACGUGGUCCGAUAUUUGCUCGAUAUAGGUGCCGAGAUCGCCUCGCCAAAGGGAGCUUCCGCACCUCUCGUGUCUGCAGCUGAACAUGGGCACUUUGGAAUAGUCAAAUUACUCCUGGAAAGAGGCGCAGACCCUGAUAAAGAUAUUUGGGGUUCAACAGCCCUCUCCUAUGCGGCCAAGAAUGGCCAUGUAGAGAUUGUGGAACUACUGUUAAACCAUGGAGCCGAUCUCGAUUCUGAGAUGGACAGAAACAGAAACGUCCUUUACCAUAUCGCCCAAAAUGGUCAACUCCAAGUCCUCAAUUUACUUCUAGCUCGCGGAGCGGACAUUUAUCCAAAGGAGGUCGCGAGAAAGUUGCCUUCGCUCGCAUUGCUAAUGACUAGUGGGAGUAGAUUGCUCGGAAGACAUAAGCAGAAAGCUUUUGGUGAUGUUUUCCGAACUUUCAUCGAUCUGGAGGAUGAGAUAAUCGACGAGGAUAAAACAUCAAAAGCUUCGUUUCUAUACCUAGCUGCCAACUAUGGCUGGGAAGACCUUGUGCGGCGCAUUCUAGCGCGAGGCUUUCUGGCAGGAGUCUGCGAUGAUUCUGAUAGAAAGUGUUACAAUAGAGCAAUGACCCUAGCCAUUGAAAGUGGGCAUAUUGGAGUGGUCAAGCUGCUUCUUCAACAUGGUGCACAUCUACAGAAAGACAUAACAGAGAAUGCGGAGGAGAAUGUGUUGUGUGUGGCAAUCAAAAUGGACAAUAUACCGAUCGCCGAGCUCUUGAUCGACUACGGGGCCGAUAUAAAUUGCAACAGUUCCCGCGGGGAAACUGCUUUGGCUGAGGCGGCGUUGACGUCCACAGAAAUGUUUCAAUUUCUUCUCGACCGAGGAGCUGAUCCGACGCAAGCCUCAUCUUUAUCCCAUGAAAGUGCUAUCACCAGAGCAUUGAGCUCUGGUAAAGUCGGUAUGAUAGAAAUGCUGAUGGACAGAGGUAUCGAAUUGAAAAUGCCGAGGCCUCAUGUUAUUCCAACAACGCCGAAACCAGAAGCGACCCCAUACCAAAAGAAGCAAUUGAUAGAAGAGGCGUUCUUGGGAGGCGACAGAAUGGCAGAACUGGUCUUGGAUCGAGGAGUGUUAAAGAUUGACCCCGAAAGCAUUCAGGCACAAGAAGGAUUAUCUCACGCUGUCUUACGGAAAAUGCCAGGGGUGGUGAAGCGGUUACUUGAACGAGGAGUUGAUCCCAAAACUCCUUUGCUCAAGUCUGAGCCCCCUCUUUUGGCCACUGCAGUAUUUCCCAGCACCGAUGGUCACACCGAGGCUGCUACCGUCAUUCUUGACUUGCUUUUAGCCCACGGUGCUGAUAUCGAGGACCGGGGUUAUUUUGCCGCGACUCCCUUGUAUUGGGCUCUCGCACAUAGAGACACAAGUAACAAGUUCGAUUGCCGACCGGCAGAGAUACGGCUUUUGCUGGAGAGGGGUGCGGAUCCUCUCGCGAUGCGUGGUGAUUAUCCGUCUGUCCAGGGGCUGAGAGAUGGCGGUGAAUCCUCUACUCUCGCAUUCCCCAAUGGCGUUCAUGACCACUCGAUAUUCAUGGGUAGGCGGUCGACUUCUGUUCUCUCUUCAGCCUUGCAUGAUGAUCGCCGUCCUCAUUGUGAUCAUGAUCCUGAUCUUCACGACCAUAUCAUGGAUAUGUGCAUGGAUUCACCCCAUAAACUAGUCCUCGCUGAUGACCCAUUCGCUGUCUGUAUACAACGCGGUGACAAAUCUGUACUCAAACUUAUUCUUGAGGCAAUUGAUCAGAGAGGAACCCCCUUUGCAGAUCUGAAAGAUAGACUUGAUCAAGCCCAGGCUGCAGCGACACAGAAUGGUCAUCGGCAUCUAAUACCCAUUUUGCAGGAUUAUUACUGGGUAAAAAGAUAUCCAUGCUAG